UGGGGUGCGCGGUAGCAACAGAGGACUCGACCCGGCUGGAGCUCUGGAGAGCGCGCGUGCGCCGUCACGAGCUCAGCGCUGCCGGGGCCGCGGUGUGGAAGCGGGUGUUCGACCGCCGUGCGGGCCGCGGGGAUGUUCCGAAAGGCGCGGCGGGUGAACGUGCGCAAGCGGAACGACUCCGAAGAGGAAGAGCGGGAACGCGAUGAGGAGCAGGAGCCGCCGCCGUUGUUGCCGCCGCCGGCCACGGGCGAAGAGGCGGGCCCCGGUGGCGGCGACAGGGCCCCUGGCGGGGAGUCGCUGCUGGGCCCGGGGCCGCCGCCGCCUUCCGGGCUGACCCCGGGCCUCGGGGCUGAGGCCGGGGGCGGCUUCUCCGGCGGCGCGGAGCCCGGCAACGGGCUGAAGCCGCGCAAGAGGCCUCGGGAGAACAAAGAGGUGCCCCGGGCCAGCCUGCUCAGCUUCCAGGACGAGGAGGAAGAAAAUGAAGAAGUUUUCAAAGUGAAGAAAUCAAGUUAUAGCAAAAAGAUAGUAAAAUUACUCAAGAAGGAAUAUAAAGAAGAUCUUGAAAAAUCGAAGAUUAAGACAGAACUCAACUCAUCAGCUGAAAGUGAACAACCUUUGGACAAAACAGGACAGGUUAAGGAUACAAAUCAAGAAGAUGGAGUUAUCAUCAGUGAACAUGGUGAAGAUGAAAUGGAUAUGGAAAGUGAAAAAGAGGAAGAAAAGCCAAAGACUGGUGGAGCUUUUUCAAAUGCUUUAUCUUCAUUGAAUGUUCUUCGUCCAGGAGAAAUUCCAGAUGCAGCUUUUAUACAUGCUGCAAGGAAAAAGCGCCAAAUGGCCCGAGAAUUGGGAGAUUUCACUCCUCAUGAUAAUGAGUCUGGUAAAGGCCGCCUUGUUAGAGAAGAUGAGAAUGAUGCCAGUGAUGAUGAAGAUGACGAUGAGAAACGCCGGAUAGUUUUUUCUGUGAAAGAAAAGUCACAAAGACAAAAAAUUGCUGAGGAAAUAGGAAUUGAAGGGAGUGAUGAUGAUGCUUUAGUAACUGGAGAACAGGAUGAAGAGCUCAGCCGAUGGGAACAGGAGCAGAUAAGGAAAGGAAUUAAUAUCCCUCAGGUUCAAGCCAGUCAACCCGCAGAAGUGAAUAUGUACUACCAGAACACUUACCAGACAAUGCCUUAUGGCUCAUCCUAUGGCAUUCCUUAUAGUUAUACGGCCUAUGGAUCAUCAGAUGCCAAAUCUCAAAAAACAGAUAAUACAGUCCCUUUCAAAACUCCCAGUAAUGAGAUGACUCCCGUUACUAUUGAUUUGGUAAAGAAACAGCUUAAAGACAGGUUGGACUCCAUGAAAGAAUUGCACAAAACAAAUCGACAGCAGCAUGAGAAACAUCUGCAAAGCCGAGUGGACUCUACCAGGGCUAUUGAAAGAUUAGAAGGGUCUUCUGGGGGUAUUGGUGAACGGUAUAAAUUUUUGCAAGAAAUGCGAGGGUAUGUCCAAGACUUGCUUGAGUGUUUCAGUGAAAAGGUGCCACUGAUUAAUGAACUUGAAUCAGCAAUACAUCAGCUGUACAAACAGCGAGCUUCCCGCCUUGUCCAAAGACGACAAGAUGAUAUUAAAGAUGAAUCUUCGGAGUUUUCAAGCCAUUCAAACAAAGCUCUGAUGGCACCAAAUCUUGAUUCCUUUGGACGUGAUCGGGCACUGUAUCAAGAGCAUGCAAAACGUCGCAUUGCAGAGCGGGAGGCCAGGAGGACUCGUCGUAGACAAGCCAGAGAACAAACCGGUAAGAUGGCAGAUCACCUUGAAGGCCUUUCCAGUGAUGAUGAAGAAACUUCUACAGAUAUUACUAAUUUCAAUCUGGAAAAAGAUCGAAUUUCAAAAGAAUCCAGCAAAGUUUUUGAAGAUGUCCUUGAAAGUUUCUAUUCAAUUGACUGUAUUAAAUCACAGUUUGAAGCAUGGCGUUCAAAAUACUACACGUCCUACAAGGAUGCUUACAUUGGCCUUUGUUUGCCAAAAUUAUUCAACCCCCUCAUACGACUUCAGCUCCUAACUUGGACUCCUCUUGAGGCAAAAUGUCGUGACUUUGAGAAUAUGCUGUGGUUUGAAUCUUUGCUGUUUUAUGGUUGUGAAGAACGAGAGCAAGAAAAAGAUGAUGUAGAUGUUGCCCUACUACCUACCAUUGUGGAAAAGGUGAUUCUUCCUAAACUAACAGUGAUAGCUGAAAAUAUGUGGGACCCUUUUUCUACAACACAGACUUCAAGAAUGGUGGGAAUUACACUAAAAUUAAUCAAUGGAUAUCCUUCAGUAGUGAAUGCAGAAAAUAAAAACACACAGGUAUACCUAAAGGCACUUUUAUUGAGAAUGAGAAGAACUUUAGAUGAUGAUGUAUUUAUGCCCUUAUAUCCCAAAAAUGUCUUAGAAAAUAAAAAUUCUGGGCCUUACUUGUUUUUUCAACGACAGUUUUGGUCUUCAGUUAAGGUCAUAAAACCCCCAUUCCAGAGAGGGUCCUGCCCCAUACCCAGAAAGAAAGAAUGCUGCUCAGAGAGGCCAAGAAGAAUCUGGACGACAGGCCUUGUUGUGUGUCUUCUCUUGAGCAGUAGAUCAUACCUUUUUGUCCAGUCAUGUUUCUGCAUGCCUGUACAUAUUUCGUUAAACCUAAACAUAGUAGACCAUUUCUCCUCCAUCUUUGGGUCUUUACUCUGAAGGCUCUCAUGUUACAUAAAACUGAUCAAGUAAAUUUAUAUGCCUUUUCUCCUGUUAAUUUGCCUCGUCAGUAAUUUUCAGCGAAACUUCAUAGGGCAAAGGGGAAGCUUUCCCUUGGCCCCGACAUUUCCAAUUUGGUUAUGAACAGAGCUUCUAUAAGGGUGUAAGAGCUUCUAUAAGGGUGUUCGAAUAUGUAAGUUUCAUUUCAUUUGGGUGAAACAGCCGGGCAAAGCUGUCUUCCAAAGUGGCUGUAUCAUUUUGUGUUCUUACCAGUAACCUGUUACUGUCCUGGUUAUUCCUUACUCCCACCAUACUUGCUGUUGUCAGUGUUUUGCUUUUUAAGUCAUUCUGCGGGGUGCAAUGUGGUAUCUCAUUGUGGUUUUCAUUUGCAUUUCCCUAGUGACAGUGUUGAGCACGUCUUCAUGUGCUUAUUUGCAAUUUAUGUAUUUUGGUGAAAUGUCUUCAAAUCUUUUGCUUAGGUUUUAAAUUGGGCUUUCUUCUUACUAAGCAUUGAAUUCUAUAUUCUGGAGAGAAGUCGUUUAUCAUAUAAAUGAUUUGCAGAUUUUUUUUUUUUUUCAGUUUGUGGCUUAUCUUUCCAUUCUGAUAGUCUUCCAUAUGCAGAAGUUCUUAAUUUUGAUGAAGUCCAGUUUGUCUUUUUUUCCUGUUAUGGAUUGUGCCUUAGAUGUCAUAUCUAAGAAAUCUUUGCCUAAUAUGAAGCCACAAAGGUUUUCUCCUAUCCUUUCUUCUAGAAAUUUCAUAGUUUUAGGUUUUACAUUUAGGUCUGUGACUCUUUUCAAGUUAAUUUUUAUUAUAGGGUGUGAGGCCUGGAUUAAGGUUUACUUGUUCCAGCACUAUUUGUUGAAAAGGCUAUCCUUUGUCCUGUGAACAGCAAAAAUUUGAGACAGGUCUCAGUUAAUUUAGAAAGUUUAUUUUGCCAAGGUUGAGGACACACCUGUGACACAGCCUUAGGAAGUUCUGAUGACAUGUGCCCAAGGUGGUCGGGGCACAGCUUGGUUUUAUACAUUUUAGGGAGACACAAGACAUCAAUCAAUAUGUAAGAAAUACUUUAGUUCCAUUUAGUUCCAUCCAGAAAGGUGGAGACAGCUCAAAGCAAGGCCCCCCCAUUGGGGACUUCCAGGUCACAUGUAGGUGAGAGAGAGAUGGUUGCAUUCUUUGGAGUUUCUGUUAAGUUUUUCCAGAAGAGGCAAUCAGAAUAUGCAUCUAUCUCUGUGAGCUGAGAGAUGACGUUGAAUAGAAUGGGAGGCAGAUUUGCCCUGAGUGGGGUUCCUGGCUUGAAGAGGCCCAAGAUAUUUCCCUUUCACAGUCCACUGAAUUGCUUUUGUACCUUUGUUGAAAACCAGUUAACUAUAUAUGUGUGUCAUGGAAGGGUUUAAGGUAAGUAAACAAAUUGCCUUUUUUUUUUUUUUUUUUUAAGAGACGAGGUCUCGUGUUGCCUAGGCUGGUCUCAAACUCCUAAGCUCAAGUGGUCCUCCUUCCUUGGCCUCCCAAAGUACUGGGAUUACAGGUAUAAGCCACUGUGCCCAGCCAUAAAUUGCCUGGCUCAGCCUUCCGAGUAGCUGGGACUACAGGUGCCCGCCACCACGCCCAGCCAAUUUUUUGUAUUUUUAGUAGAGACGGGGUUUCAUCAUGUUAGCCAGGAUGGUCUCGAUCUCCUGACCUCAUGAUCUGCCUGUCUCAGCCUCCCAAAGUGCUGGGAUUACAGGUGUGAGCCACCGCGCCCGGCCGUAACCACAGGUCUAUAAAUUGCCAUUUUUAAGAUUACUCUGUCUGCUAUGUGGAGAUAAUAGAUUGAAGUAGGUAUGGAUAGUGAUAGUGAAAAUGGGAACUGGUAUUUAUUGUGUAUUUUAGGGGAACCAGUACUUAUUGUGUGUUUACUGUGUACCAAGCACUGUGCCACACCUUUUACAUAGAUUAUCUUGUUGAAUCCUCAGAAUGGCUCAAUGAGGUACACACUGUUUUUUCACUUUACUGAUGGGGUAGUGAGGCACACAAUAACCUGCGCAAGGUCAUUUCCAUUGGUAAUUAGAGAUGGGAAUCAAACUCAGGCCAGCCUGACUCUUGAGCAGCUCUUCUCAACUGGGCUUCUGUGGGAGACUUAAUACCUAAUGCCUUAAGGCCUCCAUUGUCUAUAAGGAAUUCUUUUUCCCCUGCAUCUGCAGUACUAGCUAUGUAUCAUUCUUGGGAGAGCUGAGUAAAGAGCCACACAAAAUCACUUUCUGUAGGUUUAGAACUCUUGCCGAGCCCUGCUUGAGAAAGGCUACUCCAUGCUCUUGCUCAUAAUCACUGGAGUAACCGCAGGGUUCUGAAAAGAUUAAGGUGGGUCAGAUUCGGGGGAUGGCAGCAGGAACUGAGGGAAAUGGACAGACUGGAUGGUGGUGGAGACACACAACUUGAGAGAGAGGUCAGGAAUGACCUCCAGACCUCUGGCACGAGCAGCUGGUUGAAUAGUGUUACCAUUUACUAAGUUGAGAAACAACUGGGAAACUGUAAGUUUUUAUGGUGGGAUGGGAUGGGGCUUUCAUUUUAUGAUGAUAGCUUUCAUUUUCUAUGUAUCGAUUGAGCUUGGGUAGCUUGAGAUGCCCAAGUGAUAUAACUUGGUUGUAGUUCAUGAUACGUGGUAGCCAUGCAGGGUUGUAGUCAGACUCUCCCAUCUUUUGUGGGCAGCGCAGGGCAGGGUGGGGGUAUGCAGAGAACCAGCUAGAGUGUAAUUUUGAAUGGAGGACACUUACCUAAGAAUCAGCACUCCCUGAUAGUACCGUCUGCAAUGAUGGAAAAUGUUCUGUAUCUAUGCUGACCAGUGCUGUAGCCACUAGCUACAUGUGGCUGUUUCAAUUUUGACUAAUUAAAAUUGAAUAUUCAAAUGUAACCAUUCUAGGAAAUAUUUGUAUCUUUGAAAGUAUUAAUAUCUCUUAGUACUUUGGGAAGACAUGGUCUGCUGUAUUUCAUAUGGUGUUUUACUCUGUAACUUAUUUACUUUGUACCUAAUCUAAUUGUUUCACAUUACCUAUUUUUUUUUCUUC
Symphalangus syndactylus (siamang) is the source of this 5732-nucleotide messenger RNA. It is a transcript of the gene PAXBP1, whose product is annotated as PAX3 and PAX7 binding protein 1. Gene Ontology annotation, molecular function: DNA binding. NCBI's taxonomy places the organism in Eukaryota, Metazoa, Chordata, Mammalia, Primates, Hylobatidae. Gene Ontology annotation, biological process: mRNA splicing, via spliceosome; positive regulation of transcription by RNA polymerase II. Gene Ontology annotation, cellular component: nucleus. The record is from RefSeq and is a predicted model, not a curated record.